Molecule: messenger RNA, 2457 nt
Organism: Caenorhabditis bovis
Lineage: Eukaryota; Metazoa; Nematoda; Chromadorea; Rhabditida; Rhabditidae
Source: the annotation of a GenBank genome assembly
AUGAUCCUGAAGAAGGUCGGUUGCCUUCCGGCUCUCUUUGCUGGUCUACUGUUGUUCAUCCAUAUCACCGAAGCAGAGGAUGCUGAUAAUUCAGCAAUUGUCAUCGAUCUUGGAACUGAAUACCUGAAAGUAGGAGUUAUCGGGCCUGGUCGCGUUGUUGAACUGUUGAAACUCAAUGGCAUUUCGAAUACCUUUCGAAACAUGAUUGCCUUCGACAAAGACUCUCGUUUAUUUGGAGAUGACGCCAUCAACUAUUCUAACGUAGGGCCUGAAACCUCUUAUCCAUUUCUACCAUUGUGUCUUGGUAAAAAGUAUGGCGAUCCAGCCUUGGCAAGAUAUAAACGAUCUUUUCCAUAUGCUCUUAUUGGAAUCAACGAGACACGCAAUGCCGUGUUCUGCGAAUACGAAAAAACAACAUUGCAUGUGGAGACAGUGGUCGGAAUGGUUCUGAAGAAUGCAAAACUAAACGCUGAAAAACGGAUUGGACGUCCCAUUAAAAAUGCUAUAAUUACCAUUCCAAUCUUCUUCUCUCAAGCUGAACGCCGUGCAGUUGCGGCAGCUGCAAAAAUUGCAGAAUUGAAUGUCUUAAAGUUUAUAUAUGAGGGGACAGCAAGCGCUGUGUCAUACGCUUCAUUGAAAUUUUAUGACAUCACAUUGGAACCAACCUAUCACCUCUUCUAUGACAUGGGAUCUUCUAAGACGAUAGCAACAAUUGUGAAGAUAAAUCUUGAAAAAGGAGAGGAUAACCGGAUGAUACCAACAAUUCAGACGGUUGGAUACGGAUAUGACAGACAAUUAGGAGGACACGAAGUCACUUUACAAAUCCGAGAACGUUAUUUAGAUAUAUUUAAUGCUGUCAAAGAACCUGGACAGGACCUUACAUCGAGUUCAACUGCAAUGAGAUCAUUGCUUAAUGAAGCAGAUCGUAUCAAACAUAUUUUAACUCGCCAGCUUUAUACCUUCGGAUAUAUAAAAUCAUAUGUUCAUCGACAUUAUAUGGGAUACAGUAUGGCGCUUACAAACGGAAGUAUUUUAAAGAUCACCAGAGAUGAACUUGAUGAAAUGAUCGACCGGCUUGAGAAAUAUAUGUGUCUUCCAAUCACAAAAGCGCUCAAAAUGGCAAAACUGUCAAUGUCAAACAUUCGUUUGGCUGAGAUUUCCGGUGGUGCAACGAGAACUCCAAGAAUCUUCGAACUCGUGAAAAAGUGUUUCGUCGGUUAUGACACCAAAAUCAGCUGGGCAGCUGAAACGAGAAAUGCAAUUGGAGCCAUUUUUUACGCAGCUAAUAUUUUGAAACCACUCGAAACAAACGAUAUUCGCGUAAUCGAGGAAUUUACCAACCCAAUUUAUGUGCAUUAUCUUUACGGCCAUGAAUCUUCUGAACUUCAACCGGCCCGAGUUAUAAUUUAUUCAGGAAGUCGAUCGCAUCUCAAUCGUUCAAUGCUUUUCACAGCUUACCGUGAUAAUUUUACGCUUGAAUUGAAAUACAAAGACGGACAAAAUCAUUCAUUUAUUGAAGUAACUGGUUAUGAAGAAGCAGUUAAGAAAGGAAUCACCAAUAUGGCUUCAUUCAUGAAGCUCAAACAAGAGUUCGAUGACUGGGAGAACGAACAGCUAAAAUUAGGUUUUGACUUUUAUGAAGAUGAAAAUCAUCGAGUAAUGAUUAUCCGGAAUGCAACACAGGAAUCGGGAAGAGGAGAAGAAUACGAUGGAUCGGGCAAUGAUUAUGAACAUGAGAGUUCGGGAGACGAAAUGACAAUCAUUAAUGGAAUCAAACGAGCAUCUCAUGAUUGGAAAUACAGACCGAUAUCACCAACUUCAAAAACCGCAUAUAUUCCUCUCAAAGUGAAUGAAAUUAAAACCGAUUUCAACGACUUGACAGAUGAGGAAAUUGAAGAAGAAAAAACAAAGUUGGAAGCUUUCGAGAAGAAAGAAAAAGAAAAAACUGAACUUAAAAAUGCGAUCGCUGAUCUGAGAAACUUGGCAGAUUUUUACGAGGAGAAGUUAACAGAUCAGGAAUACGCAAGCCAUUUAUUUUUAGAAGAAAAGAAAGUCAUUUGUACUCACAUCAAUAAAGUUCGAAAUUGGCUUAAUCAUGAAGCAAAUGAGAAUACAGAUAUCAAAGAGUAUAAAAAGCGUUUUACGUUUUUGAGCGAUAUUCUUUAUCAUCCGGAUGGAAGACCAAAAGCUUACAUGCCUCGGCAAGCAGCAGCUACGUACGAGCACGCUGAAGCUAUUCACGCGUUGGCGUUGGUCAUUAAUAAAAACUUUCAUGUUUUGGAAGACAAAGAAUUGACGAAGUUCAAAAAAUUGAUUGACGACUACAAGCAGAACUACCAUUCCAGCGAGAAAGGUUCCGAAUAUCCAGAUAUUAUCCAAAAAGAGUUGGAUAAAAUAAAUGAUAAGAUUAAGGAUUAUUAUACACCGAUGUCCAGAGAACAGUUAAUUGAUGUUUAA